This is a messenger RNA of Arabidopsis lyrata subsp. lyrata, 900 nucleotides long. Its product is annotated as mediator of RNA polymerase II transcription subunit 18. The record is from RefSeq and is a predicted model, not a curated record. Gene Ontology annotation, biological process: regulation of transcription by RNA polymerase II; termination of RNA polymerase II transcription. The transcript is spliced from 5 exons. Bases 70 to 729 code for a protein of 219 amino acids. NCBI's taxonomy places the organism in Eukaryota, Viridiplantae, Streptophyta, Magnoliopsida, Brassicales, Brassicaceae. Gene Ontology annotation, cellular component: core mediator complex; mediator complex. Gene Ontology annotation, molecular function: transcription coregulator activity.
CAAACAGCUAAAAUUCUCCAGUGUUAAAUUCGCGAGAUUUGUAAUUGGAGAUUUUGUGAUAGAUCAACAAUGUCAAUGGAGUGUGUGGUUCAAGGAAUCAUUGAGACACAGCAUGUUGAAGCGCUUGAGAUUCUUCUUCAAGGUCUUUGUGGUGUUAAACGCGAACGUUUAAGAGUUCAUGAGUUAUGUUUAAAAAGUGGCCCAAAUCUUGGUGUUGUGUCUUCAGAAGUUAGGCUGUUAUGUGAUCUUGAUCAACCAGAACCCACAUGGACGGUUAAACAUGUUGGUGGUCCGAUGAGAGGUGCAGGAGCUGAUCAAAUCUCUGUUAUGGUUAGAACUAUGAUUGAAAGUAAAGUAAGCAAGAAUGCUUUGCGUAUGUUCUAUGCACUUGGUUAUAAACUAGACCAUGAGCUUCUAAAAGUCGGAUUCGCCUUUCAUUUCCAACGGACUGCGCACAUUAGUGUUUCUGUAUCUUCGGUUAAUAAGAUGCCUAAAGUUCAUGCUAUAGAUGAGGCAGUUCCUGUAACACCUGGGAUGCAGAUUGUUGAUGUUACAGCUCCUGCAACACCUGAGAAUUACAGUGAAGUCGCUGCUGCGGUUUCAUCUUUCUGUGAAUUUCUCGCCCCGCUUGUUCACUUGUCGAAACCGUUUAUUUCCACUGGGGUUGUGCCAACCGCUGCUGCGGCUGCCGCAUCUCUUAUGUCGGAUGGAGGAGGUACUACAUUGUAAGAAGUUUGAAGUUAAAGCAACUGUUCUUUGUGUUCUCUCAUGUUAGAUCUUUUGGUCCAAUCUAGUCAAUUUUUUUUCAAAUCACACAAUGGUUGUAGAAUCUUGUGAACCAUUAGAGUUGAAUAUUUUAAUGAGAUCAGUUAGCUUCUUCAAAAAUCACAACUUGCCUAA